CAACGAUGCACUACGGAUGGCCAGCUCCUAGGCAGACCCUCCUGACCUACGCAAAGGAACACGGCUUGAUCCUGAUGAUGCACCGGCGCAACCCACCGCUCUCCGAUGAGUCUGACGGAGAGAGCAGCGACGAUGACAUCAGUGAGUCAUCUGCGGAGGACAGCGCAGAGGACAAUGAUAGGACCGGUGAUGAGCCUUCCGGUCGAGGAAGCGACGAGUCAGAUAGGAGUGGCAUCGAGAAGACUUCCAAGCCGUUGCCGUUUUUCAUCAGAGCGAAGGGGACGAACAUCGACGAACGUCCGUCAAUGGUAGCUGCUAUGGAACAUAUGUUCGCUCAGCUAUCCGAGAAGGAUGGUCUACGGGUUCCUAAGACUAUGGACAUGUACCCCACGCUGCAGCACGGUGGAGGCGAGCGGCAAAUCAUAUCUGUGUUCACGAACUACCAUCUCCUCCGAAAGGACCUCCCCUCACCUGAGGAUGUUCAGAAGUUCGGAGAGGCCGUGGGGAUCACUGCACAGCCGAAGUGGUACAUCGAUCAGGAGAAGUACGAAUGGUACCUAACCAGAGACCCGUACAGGCGGUGAUAUCAUCUGCCGUAACAUGACUGCCGUUUGGUUGUGGGCAUACUUAUGAUCUAUCAUAUUGUAUAUAACAACUGUAUGUAACCAGCAACACCCCCGCGCCGCACGGGAUGUGGUUCGUGGUUCAUCAUGGACACCGAGUUCGAAGGCAAGCAAAUGUAUAUAGAUCUCACAGCGAACGAUGAGCCUGAGGAAGCCUUUCAC
Messenger RNA from Fomitopsis serialis, 785 nucleotides. RefSeq lists its product as uncharacterized. The record is from RefSeq and is a predicted model, not a curated record. Lineage: Eukaryota; Fungi; Basidiomycota; Agaricomycetes; Polyporales; Fomitopsidaceae. The transcript is spliced from 2 exons. Bases 6 to 584 code for a protein of 192 amino acids.